Molecule: messenger RNA, 3199 nt
Organism: Pseudo-nitzschia multistriata
Lineage: Eukaryota; Bacillariophyta; Bacillariophyceae; Bacillariales; Bacillariaceae
Source: the annotation of a GenBank genome assembly
CGCUUCCCCCGACAGGAAGCAAGGAAACAGCACCACCGCUGUCGCACCGCACCGCACCGCAUUGGUUUCAAAGCAGUUCCACACUCCAUAACGCAACGGAUUGCAAAGCAGUUCCACACUCCACAACGCAACGGAUUGCAACAACCACUCCUCACCGAUUUUUCAUACCAAAAACCAUGGCAGGAAGGGUAAUCGGAAGCGACGACGACGAACGGGUCCGAAAGCGAAAGGGGACCAGGGAUCCCCCUCAACAGAAUGGCAUGGGUGUCGGAUACGGCGCCGGUCGCAGCAACGGAACUUCUGGCCACAAGACAAAGAAAAAGGAGCGUGUCAGACGCAAGUCCUCACCGAUCUCCCGGUGGAUGAUGGCCCUUCAAACGUCUCGAUCCCCCGCCUUUGUGGGUCUCGCGGUCGUUGCCUCCGGAAUCCUUCUCGUCGUGACCCUGAUAUCAGCAACCUUCGGAGGGAACAAGUGCAUCGAGAGCCAUCUCAAUGGCAUUUCGGGAAACGUUUACACUUGGUGCUACAAGCACAAUAGCAAGGGCGGAAUUUCAAGCAGGGUCAGAAGAUCUCUCGGCGCGCAAACUAACGACAUUGAGGUCGAGAGGGUCGUUCUUGUCGAUGGCCACGCCGCCCAGAACAAGAAAGAAUUCUUGAAAGCCAUCGGAACCCACGAGGAUUUGUCACACGAUAUCGUAUCGGAAGAACAGAGCGAAAUCUGUUACGCCGACCUUGGCAUACUCGGCGAUAGGAUGGACGAUACACGUGUCUAUCACUCGCCCGCGAUCGGUCCGUGCCACCACGAUUACGGCCUGUCGUUUGUACCCCUCGCGGGGAGCUACGAGGAGGCAAUAGAGUUCUACUUCUUCCGGGAUUCGUUACGUUCGAGAUACACCGACCGGGUUAAGUGCUUCCAACAGUGCAUCAAGAGUGCACUGACCGAACGCCGGGACGACGCAACGGAGGGCAAGCACCACGGCCAUCUCCACGUACCCGACCAGCCGAAGAAGCUGGCGAGGGACGAACGGGCCCUCUUCGAGAUCGAGCCGUACGAACGGAUUCCCGUCGACAACGUCAUGCUGAUCGAGGCGGCCAAGAUCGGAAUGACCCUUGCGGUGGAAAAGCUCUUCCUGCAGUACGGACUGGAUCCCCUCUACCGACAGGUCGAAAACAAUCCGGGCAACAGCAGGAAUUUCAACGCCAUCCAGGAAGCAAUUCGUGGCGGAUACGCCGAAAUCGUUGCGAUCCUGACCCGGGGGGACAACUCGAUUGUCAUUGACGAGUACGGCCGGACGGUGGAAGACUACGUCAGGAUGAGCGGAUCCCCCGUCCGCCCCAUCGACGCCAAGAACGUCCUCGGCAUCGAGGUCGAGGAAGGCACCGAAAAGAGGCCUGUGCAGAAGGCAAAAGCCCCCAGAAAGGAAUCUGGCUGGGACGAGACCGCCGCCGAUCCGUACAACGAACAACGAUGCGACUUUGACAUUGUCGACGGUGAUUUGGACCCGAUGGUCUUUUACAAAGAGUACUUUAUGACGGGACGCCCCGUCGUAUUGAGGGGGCAAGCCCCUCAGAUGGAACUCGACAUGUUCUCGAAAGAACGAUGGUACAAAUCCAAAAGGUUCAACCCCGACAAGGCCUUUCAAGUGGGUCCCACCGCUUAUCCCUCGCUCACUCAACAAAAAUACUGCGAAAAAGAAAUGUCUAUCAACGAUAUAGAACAGGGAAAAGUUUGCGAGGAAAUGCCAGAGAAACCGAUGGUUCACGCAUUUCAUCCCGACGAAGAAGAUUUAAUGUAUCUGUACCCCGUUUUCGAAGGGGAUGUCUUGGACGAGAGGGGGGGCUUCCGGUCAAUCAAGCAUUUUUUCCCUCUCGUUGAGCAAUGGGGAGAUGCCAAUUGGCAGGUCUUUUUUGGCGGCGAUGGCUCCGGCGCCACCUUUCAUUGGCACGAGGCUGCCUUUAAUAUUCUGUACGUGGGGGUGAAGGAGUGGAAGAUCGCUCCGCCUCUCUACAGAGGACUCACGGGCAUGCCGGCGCAACGCGUCGCGGAAACGUUGGAUCCAAAGAUCUCCCUUACGUGCGUCCAGCAUGCGGGGGACAUGUUUUACAUCCCGAAUUUCUGGGGCCACAGCACAUACAAUCACGGAUUCACAAUUGGUGCAGCCGCCAUUGUACAGGACUGGUACCAGAAUGGCGGCGCUUCGUACAGGGGAGACGCAUGGGAGAACUACGAACAAGCGCAAGAGGAGGAAGAGGAGGAAGAAGAGGAAGAGGAGGAAGAAGAGGAAGAAAAGGAGGAGGAGGAGGAAGAUGAGGGCAGCCCUCCGUUCCUGUUCGUGCACAUUAACAAAACCGGCGGCACAAGUCUCAUACACAUGUUUGGAGACCGUUGCGAGGAAGAAUACUGGGGGGAGUACUGGUAUGACAGCGACGGCGAGUUCCACCGUGCAUUCCACGCGACGGCUCACGCCUAUAUCGAGAGAUACGGGAGGGAGGCCUGGGACAACGCGUACAGCUUUACCGUCGUUCGGCACCCCCUUGCCAGGCAGGUGUCGAAUUUCUUUUUCCUUGCCAGCAUGGGGUGCGACAAACCGAACAACAAGUGUGCCGAGAGAUUGAUCCCAACGCUGGACCUCGACGCCAUGUCGGACGAAGAGAAAAUCGAGGCCUUUCACACAUGGCUCGCGAAGAUCUAUGAGGCCUUUCCCCCGGGAAGUCCCGAUCACUAUAGAUUCGGUGCUGCCGGGCAUGGAAACGAAGUCUACGAUACUUUUGGUGCCUCUCAGACGAGCUGGAACGUCGACUCCGAAGGCAAGUACGUGACCAAAGACUUUUACAAGCUCGAAGAGCUUAGCAAGGACAUAACGAAACUCGCCGAAAACAUUCCCUGCCUAAAGAAUGGUCCCCUGGAGAUGGACAAGAAGAACAAGACUUCGAACUACCCAAAUUAUAUGCUCUUUGCCAAGGACGAGAAGACGAAACAGAUAAUCAACGAGGUCUUUGCGGAAGAUUUCAAGAACUUUGGAUACGAUCCAUUAUAACCAACCAUCAAUAGAUUUACCGACGAAUGCGAUGCAAAGGAGCAGGGUAAACACUCUACCCACCCCUUCCUAAGUUCUGUAUUGUGAGGGACUUAGCAGACAUUGUAUCCAAAGACUUUGAAGAAGGGAAAUAAUUCACCGACUAAAGUAAUGCACAACCA